Molecule: messenger RNA, 2233 nt
Organism: Anneissia japonica
Lineage: Eukaryota; Metazoa; Echinodermata; Crinoidea; Comatulida; Comatulidae
Product: coiled-coil domain-containing protein 93-like
Exons: 14
Coding region: 50-1738 (562 amino acids)
Biological process (GO): Golgi to plasma membrane transport
Source: RefSeq, a predicted model, not a curated record
GUUUGUCAAGCAAACAGCCUAAUUCCGUGACACCACCCUCCGAUCCACAAUGUCUUCAGGAAGUAUUUUUCACAGAAAAGCAAGUGCUAAAUUUGGUGUUGUUUACGAUGCAGAAGGAAAGGAAGUGGAAGUGGAAACAAGAGAAGAUGAAGAACAAAAUGUGAAAUUGCAGGAAACAGUUGACCUGUUGCUAGCAGCAGGCUAUUUCAGGGCAAGGAUAAAAGGCCUGUCACCAUUUGACAAGAUAGUUGGCGGUAUGACUUGGUGUAUAACAACUUGUAAUUUUGAUAUAGAUGUAGAUUUACUGUUUCAAGAGAACUCAACGAUUGGUCAGAAAAUUGCUUUGACCGAAAAGAUUGUAGCAGUUCUACCAAGGAUGAAGUGUCCACAUCGAUUAGAGCCCCAUCAAAUACAAGGCUUGGAUUUCAUCCACAUUUUCCCAGUUGUUCAAUGGUUAGUGAAACGUGCUAUUGAAACUAGGGAAGAGAUGGGAGACCAAAUCAGAUCUUUUUCAGUUUCUCAAUUCAACAAGAUUCACAAAACACCAGAGGAUGUUGAAUUUGCUGAUAGUAAGGAGAAAGCAAUGGUGACCGUGUUGUCAAUGGGGGAUGUGUACAAACCACAGCGUCGAUAUCGCCGCUCCAAUCUCAAGCGACUAAAUGAUGAAGAGCUGAGGGUUCAAUCUACACUGCUGGAAUAUGGACGACGUUAUGGUGUAGGACGCAGUGUGAAGUCUGAAAGUGAAAAAGAGAAAGAAGCAAUAAAGCAAAAAGCGCUUGCAGCUGGAUUAACAAAGCAACGUUCUGAUACAAUGGACAGUGAAGAAGAGAGAGCCGCUGAUGAAAAACGCAUUAAAGCAUUAAUGAGUGAAAUGUCAUCAAUGGAAGGAGAUGAGACGAUUGCAAAACAUUCAGAGAUGCAACAGUCGUAUGACGCUACUCAGACUCGCUUACAGGAAGUUAAAGAGUUCACAGACAAACUCGAUAAUGAAAUGAAUAAACUGGAACAAGUGGAGACUGAAGAAAAUAAAAACGUUCUGCAAAAGUUGCGUUCCUUAGUUGCAAUGAAUGAGAGUCUCAAACAACAGGAGCAACAGUUUAGAGCUCAUUGCAAGGAGGAAAUGGCAAGGUUGAAGAAAAAUAUAGAAGACCUGAAAGGUGGAGUUGAGGGAGACGAAUCAGAAGAAGGAGAAAGGGUUAGACUGAUUGAAAAACAAUUCCAGGCGGAUAAAGAAAAACUUCAGAAGAUCAGGCUUCUCCUUGCCCGCAAGAACCGGGAAAUUGCUAAUCUACAACGAAAGAUUGAUGAAGUGCCCUCUAGAGCUGAACUAACUCAGUACCAGAGGAGGUUCAUUGAACUCUACAAACAAAUGUCUUCAACUCAUAAGGAAACAAAGCAGUUUUACACUUUAUACAACACUUUGGAUGACACUAAGUUGUAUCUGGAGAAGGAGGUUGAGCUUCUGAACUCUAUACACGAUAACUUUAAAGUUGCAAUGUCUUCAAAUGCUGGAAAGGACCAAUUCCUAAAACAGUUUGAAGGAAUAGUUGAGGGCGUGAAGAACAAUCAAGCAAAAGUUGACAAACGACGACAAGAAGAGAAAGCAUCUCGAGAUCGGCUGAAUAAGAACUACUUAGAUAUGAUAGAGAAACAACGACUCUACUUCAAGACCAUCAAAGAUUUCAAGGAGGAAUGUCGAAAAAAUGAAAUUCUUCUAUCAAGACUGGAAGUAAAGUAGAAGCAACUGCUAUAGUAGAUGGACCAGUCUUCCAACAAUUUAACCCUAGUCUUCCAGAUUCUCAAGACUUAGUUUUCACCAUGUUUUAUCAUCGGUGAAUUGUUUGAUCCGAUAUUAUCUUUGUGCCACCAAAGGGCAACAGAUUUUUUAACAUAUUAAUUAUCAUAUCAAUUAGUAUUGAUGAUUUAUAUAUCGAUCAUAUAUUAAAUAUAAUAUCGAUUUAAAUAUCGAUUAAAAUGGUACAAACUUUAUCAACCAAACAACCUUUGAUUUGUGGUGAGUGCCAAUUAUGAAAGAAAUUUAAGGUGUGCUUAAAAUUAUUAUUUAGUCUCAAUAAUAUAUGAUAAUAUAUAAUGCAUGUCUAGAUAAAUAAUGUAUUUAUCUGUUAUUGAUUAUUUAGUAUAUUCCACUACUUAUCAAUAUUCCAGUUCAAAAAUAUGAAUGAUGUGUAUAAUUGUACAAGAUAUAUGGAGAAUAAAUCAGUAAAAAGUGAAA